Molecule: messenger RNA, 2599 nt
Organism: Lingula anatina
Lineage: Eukaryota; Metazoa; Brachiopoda; Lingulata; Lingulida; Lingulidae
Product: von Willebrand factor A domain-containing protein 3B
Source: RefSeq, a predicted model, not a curated record
CUUUACACUGGGCAGGAGGCCACAUGUAUGAGGAAUUAUCUCAUCAAAAUCAGUAAGACCAGAUACGCCUUUGCUGUGAGGUAUAUCAGUGAAGUGGGCUACGAGAAUGAGGACAGUGUCCAGCUUGAGAUUAUUCCAACCCCUCGUAGCACCCAUGACAAAACACAUAUGCAUGAUGGUGGAGUAGCCAAAUCAGAUGGUGGUAGUUCAUCAAGGUCAUCAAGGUCUGGUUCACCAAGGUCAAGGUCAAGAUCAAGGUCAAGGGAAUCUGAUAAUGAGGAGCUGAUAGCAACUCACAGAACUAAUGCAACAAAGCAUAUUCUCAAAGAACACCAGGAGAAGUUGGAAAGUCUGCAGAACACACUGAAAGAGCACAUAGAGAAACAUAAUCAUCAACAACGAAAACUGAGAAGACAGGCAAGAAAGUUGGCAAAGAGACAGAAAAGACUACAGAAAGAACAGAGAAAGGCUGCGAAAAAGGGUGGAAAAACAUUAAGCAAGGAGUCUCUGGAUUCAAGAAACCAGGAGGAGACACAAUCCAAGAAAAGCCGCACAGAAGAGUGGCUCUCAGAUCAGAACUCCUCAGACAAGGAAGAUGAGAAGAAAGAUGAAGAAAAGCGGAGGUCCUCAGACAGUCAUGACUCUGAAAAUGAAAACAAUCAGAGGAGAACAGUCAGGGAUUCUGAUAAUGAAAACAAUCAGAGGAGAUCAGCAAAGGAUUCUGAUAAUGAGAGUGAAGAAAGUGAGGACAAUAACAGUGAACCUGAACAUCAUCAACCUGCUGUUAAUCGGCCCAUAGUUAUUCCCUCCAUAGUGAGAUUGAGGCAGUCGUUGCCACCAGCUGAUGUUGGAGAGGAGGUAUUGGCACGUUGGUCAGAUGACGGUUGGUAUUAUAGAGGUACAAUAAGCGAGAAUUGUGGGGACUGCAGCUAUUUUGUUGAAGAUGGAGCAGGAGACGUGGAAAGGAUUUACAGGGAGGAUAUUAUCACUGAUAAUGAUGAUGCACAACAAGUGCUACAGAAAAGAGACACAGUUGUGGCCCGUCAUCCCAGCUUCUCGUUUAGUUAUGCACCAGCUGUCGUCCUGUCGCUGUACGAGGAUUUACAGUUGACGGUACGUUUUUACGAUGGUUCAGAAGCCAAGUUGCCCCGGGAAGAGGUAUACAGGUUGGCGCCAGAGAAAUUUGAGCACGAUGUGGACCAUAUCUUGAAGUCAGAAGACCAGUGGGUGGGCCAGGCAGUAGUCGCAAGGAAUGAUUUGCUGGGAACUUAUCAUCUAGGUGAAGUUAAGGAUCGCAUUGGUAAUGGGAGGCAGUAUGUAGUGGAAUGGGCAGACGGAAACAUGGCUGUUGUCAUGGCAACUAACAUGUUUGGUGCGUGCACCAAGCGGCAUAAUCUAUGUGUUGGCGAGCGGGUGCUGGCAGUAGCAGACGACGACACUUUGCUGUACCUCCCUGGCACCGUGACAGCGGUGGAGAGUGACAGGAUUGGGGUCAGGUUCAGUGAUGGCACCAGGUCCAACUCGGUGGACCCAGUUCAGUGUUUCUGGCUGUCUGAGGACUAUUAUGAAGACACUCUGGCUUUUUUCAAGAAGAAAUCAAGACAAUUGGCAGAUGUGUAAAUUAUGAAAAUCUCUGACAUUUGCUGAACUUUCCACAUUCCCUAACAUGUUGACACAAGCAAUAAUAUAUGUUGAACAGAUGCAAUGGCAAUUAAUAAUGGAAAAUUGAUUAAGAGAGAAAAUAUGAAAUUAUACACAAAAAAGGAAUUUAACCUUUUAAAGCUAAAUAUAGCUAAAAAGUUGGUAUAAUGAUAAAUCUUAAAGAGGCAUAGACAUCUUUCCUGUGAGCUGACUUAUUGUGAUUUUGCUGUUAAGAUUUUUAUGCAGUAAAGCUUCAUACACACUAUGCUUUUGUAGUGAGUGUAGUAUUUUAUAGUUUGCUAAGGCAAUAGAUUUUGUAAUCGGCUUUCUUGAUACUCAUAAUAUCUAAAUUCAAGAUUUUAAAGAUCGCAGUCUUCUUCAUAUUCUUUCAAAGUUACUUAAUUAAAAAAGCAUGUCUUUCAUGACAAUUAAAUGUGAUUAAUAGCUCAGUUGAGUUGAUGUCGUCUGGUAUGUUUUAAGUGCAAAGCGGAGUACAUGGUAGAAUCAUAAAUAUAGGCAUGUUUUUACCAAGUGAAAGCAUAAGUGUGAUUCAACAAAAGUGAUAAAGUUGAAUGCAGUAUCUAAUUCAGACGUCAUCAUGGCAAAAUACAUUUUGCCUCAAAACCAAGCUAAGUAUAUCAAGCAUUCUAUAACUUUAAAAUUUGCUCAAGCAAUUUGUUAAAGACAGUUUUCCCUUAUAUCCAAUUUUCUGCCACAUUUUCUCAAAGUGCAUAGACAAUCUGCAUAUGGCUAAAUCUGUGAUAGACUUGUCUUUCAUUUUUUUCCAUCUAUGUGCUCAACUGUUAGUGAAUUUGAUUUUCAGUGCAAUAUCUUUCAUGACCUACAUUUCUGAUAGAUAUUUUUAACUGUAGUGUCAUUAUUUUCUGCUAUAGCAUAUUUUUAUACCAUUGUGUACUGUAGUGUAGAAUGAGCUUGUAAUAAAGACUACAAUAAAUCA